Molecule: messenger RNA, 2366 nt
Organism: Trichogramma pretiosum
Lineage: Eukaryota; Metazoa; Arthropoda; Insecta; Hymenoptera; Trichogrammatidae
Gene: shu
Product: inactive peptidyl-prolyl cis-trans isomerase FKBP6
Exons: 6
Coding region: 342-1709 (455 amino acids)
Molecular function (GO): peptidyl-prolyl cis-trans isomerase activity; protein binding
Source: RefSeq, a predicted model, not a curated record
CGCCACAGUUCGCAUGUAACACGCCGUGUGAUUGUUGACGUUAUCAAUCGUCCUUCAUCAAGGAAUUCUUAACGAAACAGCUCGAGGAAUAUUGAAGAACAAACUGAGAGUGUAGACUUUUGUGCGCUGUUGUCAUUUAUCAGAAACGAUCACUCUGUGGCCAGCACAUAUAGUGGAAUAUAAGUGUUCGUUCGUACUGCAUCUGCAGUACAAUUUCGCAAAUACACGUGGUCGUACACACGAUUCCGACGUUAUCGAAUAUAUUCGUGUUCUACCGUAUAGUUUAAUUCGAUUUUUCUUUCUUUAAAAUCGUUCGGUACCUGAAUAAUCAGCCUGUAAAAAUGACGAAAGUUUUCAAAGCAACCGACGGAUUUACCAUCAAAGAUAUUCUUGCUGAUGAUGGCUUUACUUUGGAUACUUCUGAGUUUACUGAUUUUUUGGAAGAAACCGAAGAAUUAGAUCAUGCCAAGUCAGUUUCUUUGUCUAAUGAAGAAAUGAUGAGAUAUCUUGAAAAUUUGGAACAUGACAAUGAUGAUAAAAUCAAUCCUGAAAACGGAAGCAUUCCAUUUGUUGGAGUUCCUUUUGAUACUUUAAAAUCAAAAAUGACGAGUAUUUAUGAAAAUGGAAAGAUUUUAAAAAUAAUCAAACGUGAUGGAGUUGGAGACGUGGUACCACCAGAUGCACAAGUAACUGUCGAAUAUGUAGGAUAUUUUGAAUAUUCUGAUCAACCUUUCGAUUCAACAUUAUUUCAUCCUUCCAAACGUAUGGUUAUACGAUUGGGUAAAGGUGCUGUCAUACCAGGUCUUGAAAUUGGCAUAAGCUCAAUGAAGAAAUUUGAAAAAUCUUUAUUUAUCAUUCAGUCAGAAUUGGCUUAUGGUGAAUUAGGAUGUAUGCCUCGAAUUCCACCAAAUGCUGAAGUUCUGUUUAAAGUAGAACUUGUAGAUUUUAUUGAUAAUGGUGCUGCUGAUACAUAUGAUGAACUGACAAAUGAAGAGAGGAAAAAAUUUGCAUCUAUUGAGAAAAUUGUUAAAGACCUACUAACUACUGCAAAUGAUAAUGUGAAAAGAAAUAAAACAACUCAAGCAGUCAGAGAGUAUAAUCGAGUAGUUCAAUAUUUAGAUGGAACUCGUUUAUUUAAUGAUGAAGAAGAAAAAAGUAUGACUAAAUACCUAACAAGAGCAUUGACAAAUUUAAUGGUUUGCUACAACAAAUUAUCCAAACCUAAAUUAGCUUGUCAUUGUUUCAACAGAAUACCUGUGCAUCAUGAAAAACAUAGUGCCAAAGCUCUUUAUCAACAUGCUAAAGCUCUAUCUAUGAUGGGGGAAUGUGACCAGGCAAUGAAACUUUUACAAGAUGCUAAUAAAUUGAAUCCUGGUAGCGCUGAAAUAAAAAAACUCAUUCACGAGGUUGAAGGGAAAAGAAAUAAUUAUAAUGAAUUUUAUAAAAAAUUUGCUAAAAAUUCAUUAAAAAAGUCCUUGGGUACAUCUGAAGAGUCAAACCCUAUGGAAGAAUUAGCUAAGGAACUUUGCGAUGAUUUCAUAGCUGAUGAAGAAGCUGUUAGGUGUCAAAUACCUGAAGGAUUGUCUCCUACAGAAUUAGCAGUUAUACGCAGAAUUGCUGCAAAUAAAAAUCUCACUGUAACUCAUCAAAUGAGAUAUGAUGAAGAAACCUGGUAUCUGUGUAAAAAAGGAUACCAUGUAAAAAAAUAGGUAUCAUUUAAUCAGAAAACUUUUGAGAAUUAUUGACAUUAGUGAAUAAGCUAUAUUUUAUGAUUUCUAAACUUUAUACAUUCUAGAAAUGUAUAUUUCUCAGACUUGAUUGAAAAAAUUUUUUUUUUCAAAUUCUACAUUCUUGAAUUAAUCAAUCUUGCUCUAAAUGAUUAAUAAGAUUUCGAUAUGAUUCUGAGUUCAAAUAACAAAAGUAAAACUUGAAAUUUAAUUAUGUAUAAUUAUGACUAUCUUGAUUUAAAAACUGAAUUUUCAUAUUUUCUUAUUUCCCACAAUUUUUUCUCAGAACUUUACAUUUAUUUUUCUAGUAACGAGAUAGUUAAUUAGUGAAUUUAUUAUAUGUAAUUCUUUAAAUUCGGAUCAAAUUGUGCGAAAAAUGAGUUACUUUUCCAAAUUUUCAGUCGGAAUUAAUCAUAAAAACGAAAAAAUUUUCCGCAAUAAAGCACGGAGUGAAACAAAAAAUGUUCUUUAUUUUAUUCACGUACAUUGUGUAUUGCGUGCAAGCGUGCGUGCUGUAGCUGGAACGAUAUGACGCAUUUGUAAUACCGAGAGAGCUAUGUAACUAUCGGUUAUUUUGUACUCAUUAGUUUUAUUUUUAUUUUUACAAGAUUUUCAUUAAUAAAGCAUCUCCACUGAAAA